AUGCCUCAGCCGACAAUAGCCCUUGGCCAGCCGACUGCGUCCGUGCCGUCGAUCCUCACCGCUUCAUCCCAGGGCACACAGGCAACCACACAAUACACGCCUGCUACAACCGCUAGCAACGCAUCAUAUGCGUAUACCCCCAGUCAGUACAAUAAAGGGGCGACGACAAGCUACGCGCCCGUCACAGCCAACCCUUCGGCACAGGGUAGCUAUUCCCAAUCGUACGCUGCUCGAGCCACAUCAAGCACCGCCUCUGGUUCCGGUUCCGCGUACAACUAUCCGGCCACGUCAUCUUCCACUGGCGCGAAUUAUCCCACCCCUGGUUCCGCGUACUACCAACAGCCUACGUCGUCUGCCACGGUAGGGAAUUAUCCAGCCUCCGGUUACCCGCACAACCAACCGGCCACGUCGUGGGCUGGAGGGGAUUAUGGCAUUACUGGUACAGGUGGGGCCACCUACUCUACUGCUGAAUCGACCCAGCAGGAGUGGCCGGAACGCUACAAGGACCAGGCGUCUGGGAGGUGGGUGAGAAUGAACCAUGCAACAGGGGAGUACGAGUGGGAGCAGUAG
Anthostomella pinea is the source of this 570-nucleotide messenger RNA. The record is from the annotation of a GenBank genome assembly. Lineage: Eukaryota; Fungi; Ascomycota; Sordariomycetes; Xylariales; Xylariaceae.